Molecule: messenger RNA, 711 nt
Organism: Medioppia subpectinata
Lineage: Eukaryota; Metazoa; Arthropoda; Arachnida; Sarcoptiformes; Oppiidae
Source: the annotation of a GenBank genome assembly
AUGUGCAAUAAAUAUGUCAUUGAUUUGGAGUCAAGUCUAACAGAUUGGGGAAAAGGAGAGGUGAAGAAGUGUCGCAUAUCUCCGGACGCUUUCCUUCAAAUGGCGCUACAAAUGGCUUACUUUAGAGACAGCGGAGGAAAGUUUGUGCAGACAUAUGAGGCGUCGAUGACUCGACUCUAUUUGAACGGCAGGACAGAGACCGUGCGCUCCUGUAGUCAGGAAUCGGCAGCUUUUGUCCGCUCUAUGUUUGACUCGACGGCCACCAAAGAGACACGCAUUCAUCUGUUGAAUAUUGCGGCCGAAAAACACACUCAACUCUAUAAGGAUGCCAUGAAUGGGAUGGGAAUGGAUAGACAUCUGUUCGCACUGUAUGUCGCCUGUAAAGGAUUGGGUUAUGAAAGUGAGUUUUUGCAUAACGUACUGACCCGCCAGUGGACGCUCAGCACUAGUCAAACGCCGCACAAUCAACAAACCCAAGUCCCGGAUCCUAAUUAUCCCGGUUUUAAUGAUAAACUGUGUCCGGGAGGAGGUUUUGGCCCAGUAUCUGACACGGGAUAUGGCAUCUCAUAUAUGUUUCCAAAUAAUAAUCGUAUGUUUUUUCACAUCUCAUCCAAGAAGUCGUGUCCGACAACCGAUUCUUCGCGUUUCGCAAAUUACUUGAAUGACUGCACGCAUCAAAUCAGGGCUUUAUUUGAUGACUAAAUUUUGUGA